Heterostelium album PN500 is the source of this 1173-nucleotide messenger RNA. Its product is annotated as alpha/beta hydrolase fold-1 domain-containing protein. Gene Ontology annotation, biological process: medium-chain fatty acid biosynthetic process; medium-chain fatty acid catabolic process. Lineage: Eukaryota; Evosea; Eumycetozoa; Acytosteliales; Acytosteliaceae. The transcript has 5 exons. Gene Ontology annotation, molecular function: monoacylglycerol lipase activity; acetylesterase activity. The coding region runs from base 1 to 1173 and encodes 390 amino acids. The record is from RefSeq and is a predicted model, not a curated record.
AUGAUAUCUGUAAAAUAUUUAAAUAGUUAUAAAACAAUGUCGGAAGAAAACAUUCAAAUAUUGGAGCAAUGUCCUUCAAUGUUCCGACCAUUUUACAAUGUCAAAAAUAACAUCAUUUUGAACAAUGGUCAUAGUUCACUGUUACCGACAGUCCCUAACGACGCAACAUAUGAUCGUCCUUUCUCUCUAUCGAAUACAUAUACAACAAUGAUUGAUUAUAUAAAAUAUAAAAGAAAAAGUUUAUUAAAAACAAGAGAAUAUUUAGUUAAUAAAAUGGAUGGUGGAACAAUGGCAUUGGAUUGGUAUGAUUUCGGAGUUGGUGGUGAUGAUAAAACUCCAAUUGUUAUUUUUAAUCAUAGUUUUUUGGGAGGUUCAGACGAUGAUUCUUAUAUUAAUUAUUUCUGUCGAUAUGCACAUGAAACCAAAGGAUUUAGAUCGGUAGUGUUUAUAAAUAGAGGUUGUUCUGGCAUUCCUAUUACAGCCAACACCACUGGUUUGGGAUGCAGAACGGAUGAUUUUGAAAUUGCCGUCGAUUACAUCAAACAAAAAUAUCCAAAUACUAUAUUAUUUAAUAUUGGAAGUUAUUUAGGUGGUACAAUUGGUUUAAAUUAUUUAUAUAAAUAUAAAGAGGAAUCACCUAUAACUGCUCAUGUUUGUAUUUCGAAUCCUGUCGAUUUAGGAGAGAGUUACGAUUCCUACACGAAAACAUUUAAGAAUAGGAUGAUAGAUUAUCGGGUGUUGCACAGACAAUUGGUGAAAUACUACAGUAAAUUCGAUUCAAGACUAAAGAUGGUGGGUACAACACUUGAUGAUAUCAAACGAGCGAAAUCACUUCGUGAAAUCGAUCAGUUGACCACCGUGAAAAUGUUUGGAUAUAGGAAUGUCGAUGAUUACUAUGACGAUGCCAAUAGGGGCAUCGAAAACAUAGAGAACCUAGGUAGACCGAUAUUGAUGUUGAGCAACGAUCAUGACCCUAGGUCAAUAUACGAAAAACUACCUCUACAGAAAAUAAAAACAAAUGAACGCGUCAUUUUGGCACUAACAAAACAAACACAAGAACAAUUUGGUUUGACAACAUCUAUUAGUAGUAGUAGUAGUAGUAGUAGUUGGAAUAAUUGGUGUCAUAGAGCUGCACUCGAAUAUCUAUCUACUUUUGUAAAGAAAAUAAAAUAA